GCUUUGCAUCUGGGGCUGGAUUGCUGAUCAUCCCUUCACCAUGAGCUGCAGCAUCAAGAGAACAUCCAGCACCUCGUACAGGAGCGGAGGAGGAGCUGGAGGCGCCUGCGGUGGCAGCAGCGGCCGCAGCUCCUCCGUGUCCUGCCGGCGCUACGCGUCCUCCGUGAUCGGCGGGGGCAGCUACGGCGGGGCAGCGUGCGGGGGCUACGGGGGCGGCCUGAGCUUGGGCGGCCUUGGCGGCGGCUUUGGCGGGGGCUUUGCGGGGAGCUGCGGCCCUGGGGGGGACCUGCUGCUCAGCGGCAAUGAGAAGGUCACCAUGCAGAACCUCAACGACCGCCUGGCCGCUUACCUGGACAAGGUGCGAAGGCUGGAGGAAGAGAACGCUCAGCUCGAGCACCACAUCCGCGAGUGGUACAGGAAACAAGCUCCCAGCGUUUCCAAGGACUACAGCUCCUACUACCAGACCAUCGAGCAACUCCAAAACCAGAUUAUUUCUGCCACUGUGGACAACAACAGGAUGAUUCUGGACAUCGAUAACAGCAAGAUGACUGCCGAUGACUUCCGAAUGAAAUAUGAGAAUGAGCUGGUCAUCCGUCAGACCGUGGAGGCUGACAUCAAUGGCCUGAGAAAUCUCAUGGAUGACCUGACUCUGGUUAGAUCUUCACUGGAAUCUGAGCUGGAGUCCUUGAAGGAUGAGCUGAUUGCUCUCAAGAGAAACCAUGAGGAGGAAAUGAGGCAGAUCCAGUCCCAGACUGGUGGUGAUGUGAGUGUGGAGGUCAAUGCUGCCCCUGGAGAAGACUUGACAAAGAUCCUGAAUGACCUGAGAGAUGAAUAUGAGCAGAUCAUUGAGAAGAACCGCAGGGAGGUGGAGCAGUGGUAUGAGGUCAAGAUCCAAGAAGUCAAUCAGCAGGUCACUUCCAGUAGCCAGGACAUCCAGACAAGCAGCCACCAGCUCACCGAGCUGAGGCGUGAGAUGCAGAACCUGGAGAUCGAGCUGCAGGCACAGCUCAGCACGAAAAGCUCUCUGGAAAACUCCCUGGCAGAAACCGAGUCUCGCUAUGGCUUCCUGCUCCAACAAAUCCAGGUGCAGAUCAACUCUGUCGAGGAGGAGCUGGGCAGCAUCCGCUGUGAGAUGGAGGGUCAGAGCCAGGAGUACAAGAUGCUCCUGGGUAUAAAAACCCGCCUGGAGCAGGAGAUCCAGCAGUACCGGGCACUGCUGCAGGAGGGGCAGCAGGAUCUUGUUGCAUCCCAAGGAGCUUUUCAAGGUAGUGGAAAAUCCUCCCAGUCAUAUUCUGCUUCCUACUCUCAUUCCCAGUGUGGGGACAUGUCAGGUAAGUCAACAUUUUGUCAGCAUGUGAUUAUUAGUGGGUUACAUCUGCCCCAGUGGCUGCAAUGUAUUUGGUCAGAAAAAAGUUUUGUAGUUUAG
Sturnus vulgaris (Common starling) is the source of this 1426-nucleotide messenger RNA. RefSeq names its product keratin, type I cytoskeletal 19-like. Gene Ontology annotation, biological process: epithelial cell differentiation; intermediate filament organization. Gene Ontology annotation, cellular component: cytoskeleton. Gene Ontology annotation, molecular function: structural molecule activity. The record is from RefSeq and is a predicted model, not a curated record. Lineage: Eukaryota; Metazoa; Chordata; Aves; Passeriformes; Sturnidae.